AUGGUCUCUAUCUGUCUUCUCUGUGCUUCCAGGCAUGCAGGUGUGAGGUUUUUCUUUCUUUCUCUCUCUCUUUCUUCCUUUCCCUCCAUUUCUCUUUCUCUCUCUCUCUCUCUCUCUUUCUUUCUCUCUCUCAAAGUUCUUUUGUUUACCUUUAAUUUUCUUCUCUUUCUUUCUCUCUGUCCUCUCUUUCUGUCUCUUUCUUUCUUUCUUUCUUUCUUUUUCAAGCCCCCCCCCCGGCACCACGCCUCGGCUGUUUAUCAUCGUAUGUUUAUAAACAGCGGGACACGCCAUUAUAGAAACAUGGCUUACGUUGGUGAUUCCAACGCUCCUUUACGGGAAUGUAAAAAGAUUCAGUUUGGAAUUUUGAGUCCAGAUGAAGUUCGACGUAUGUCGGUGACAGAGGGUGGCAUUAAGUAUCCAGAGACAAUGGAAGCUGGCCGCCCCAAACUUGGAGGUCUCAUGGAUCCUCGACAAGGAACGACAGAUAGAAUGUCUCGGUGUCAGACCUGUGCUGGCAACAUGACAGAAUGUCCUGGACAUUUUGGACACAUUGAACUGGCCAAACCAGUGUUUCACAUUGGCUUUUUAGUAAAGACCAUCAAAAUAAUCAGAUGUGUGUGCUUCUUCUGUUCAAAAUUGCUUGUAGAUACACAAAAUCCCAAAAUCAAAGACAUUGUAAGUAAAUCAAAGGGCUACCCUCGUAAACGAUUGGCCCAUGUCUAUGACCUUUGUAAAAGCAAACGGGUCUGUGAAGGGGGUGAUGAAAUGGAUGUGAUCAAAAAUGAAAAUGGUGAAGUUGACCAAGCCAAAAAAGGCCAUGGUGGUUGUGGUCGGUUCCAGCCUAAAAUUCGUCGAAAUGGCUUGGAGCUGGUUGCAGAAUGGAAACAGGUGAAUGAAGAUUCGCAAGAGAAAAAAAUUAUGCUGACUGCUGAGAGAGUGUUGGAAAUUUUCAAAAGGAUUUCUGAUGAAGAAUGCAUCACAUUGGGUAUGGACCCUAAAUAUUCUCGUCCUGAUUGGAUGAUAGUCACAGUGUUGCCUGUCCCACCGCUACCCAUGAGACCAGCUGUAGUCAUGUAUGGGUCAGCUAGAAAUCAGGAUGAUUUGACACAUAAACUGGCUGACAUUAUCAAAGCCAAUAACCAACUGCGCCGAAAUGAACAGAAUGGUGCUGCUGCCCACAUUAUUGCAGAAGAUACAAAAAUGUUGCAAUAUCACGUUGCGACAUUGGUGGACAAUGAGUUACCAGGAUUGCCCAGGGCUGUGCAAAAAUCUGGACGUCCACUCAAAUCCAUUAAACAAAGAUUAAAAGGGAAAGAAGGUCGUGUCCGAGGCAACUUGAUGGGAAAACGUGUGGAUUUCUCUGCACGUACCGUCAUCACUCCAGACCCUAACUUAAGAAUUGAUCAAGUCGGAGUGCCUCGGAGUAUUGCUCAAAAUUUAACUUUCCCAGAGAUUGUCACACCAUUCAACAUUGACAGCAUGCAUGAACUUGUCCACCGAGGUGCCAACCAGUAUCCUGGUGCCAAAUAUAUUAUUCGUGACAAUGGAGAGAGAAUUGAUUUGAGAUACCACCCAAAAGCUAGUGACUUGCAUCUACAAAUUGGUUACAAAGUGGAGCGUCACAUGCACGACAAUGAUGUUGUUAUUUUCAACCGACAACCGACCCUCCAUAAAAUGAGUAUGAUGUGUCACAGGGUCAAGGUGUUACCCUGGUCUACUUUCCGAUUGAACCUCAGUGUAACGACACCAUACAAUGCAGAUUUUGACGGAGAUGAAAUGAACCUCCAUCUGCCUCAAUCAUUGGAAACCAGGGCAGAAAUUUUCAAUCUGGCUUCUGUCCCUCGUAUGAUCUUGACCCCACAAGCUAAUAGGCCUGUCAUGGGUAUUGUACAGGACACCCUGGCUGCUGUAAGAAAAAUGACCAAACGAGAUGUCUUUUUGUCAAGGGCCCAGGUGAUGAACCUGCUUAUGUACUUACCCCGAUGGGAUGGUCGUAUGCCCCAGCCUUCUAUUCUCAAACCCAAACCUUUGUGGACAGGCAAACAACUUUUUUCUCUGAUUAUUCCUGGACGUGUGAAUUGUAUCCGUGUUCACAGUACUCAUCCGGACAGUGAAGAUGAUGGACCAUACAAAUGGAUUUCUCCUGGAGACACCAGAGUGCUUAUUGAAGAUGGAGAACUGAUAUCAGGAAUUUUGUGCAAAAAAACACUUGGACCAUCUGCUGGUUCAUUGGCACAUAUUGUCUUCUUAGAGAUGGGCCACGAAUAUGCUGGUCUACUCUAUGGUGAUAUUCAAACUGUUGUCAACAACUGGCUACUUUUAGAAGGUCACAGCAUUGGUAUUGGUGACACCAUUGCUGAUCCCUCCACUUAUCUUGUCAUUCAGGACACCAUUCUCAAAGCUAAGAGCGAUGUGAAAGAAGUUAUCCAAAAAGCUCACAAUGAUGAAUUGGAACCUAGUCCUGGAAACACACUGAGGCAGACUUUUGAAAAUCAGGUGAACAGAAUUUUAAACGAUGCCAGAGACAAAACAGGUAGUGCUGCCCAGCGCUCUCUAUCUGAAUACAACAACUUCAAAGCUAUGGUAGUCGCUGGUUCCAAAGGUUCCAAAAUUAACAUCUCACAGGUUAUUGCCUGUGUAGGUCAACAAAACGUUGAUGGUAAAAGAAUUCCUUUUGGAUUUCGGCAUCGAACUCUUCCCCACUUCAUCAAAGAUGAUUAUGGCCCUGAAUCUCGAGGCUUUGUAGAAAACUCUUACCUUGCUGGCUUGACUCCUUCAGAAUUUUUCUUCCAUGCUAUGGGAGGUCGUGAAGGUCUCAUUGAUACAGCUGUAAAAACAGCUGAAACAGGUUAUAUCCAGCGACGUUUAAUCAAAGCUAUGGAAAGUGUGAUGGUCAAGUAUGAUGGUACUGUCCGGAACCAAGUCGAACAGUUGAUUCAGUUACGUUAUGGGGAAGAUGGACUGGAUGCCUGCUGUGUCGAAUUUCAACAAAUGCCGACACUGAAACCAUCAAAUAAAGCUUUUGAGAAAAAAUUCAAAUUUGAUGCUUCUAAUGAACGUAACAUGAAGAAAUGUCUUACUGAAGAUGUUAUCAAAGAUUUGAUGGGUGAAGCUCAUUGUAUUGGAGAACUUGAAAAAGAAUGGGAACAAUUGACAUCAGACAGAAACAUUUUGAGGACAAUUUUUGAUAAGGGAGACAACAAGGUUGUACUGCCAUGUAAUCUUCAAAGAAUGAUCUGGAAUGCCCAGAAAAUCUUCAGAAUUGACAAGCGUAAACCAUCAGAUUUACAUCCCUUGAAAGUCGUGGAAGGUGUUCGUAAUUUGUGCAAAAAGCUGACAAUUGUGGCUGGAGAAGAUCGGUUGAGCAUCAUUGCCAACGAGAAUGCCACUUUGCUGAUGAAAUGUCUAAUCCGAUCGACAUUGUGUGCUAAACGUGUUGCUGAGGAAUACAGACUGUCAGCAGAAGCUUUUGAGUGGCUCUUGGGAGAAGUUGAGACCCGAUUCCAACAGGCUCAGGCUCACCCUGGUGAAAUGUGUGGUGCUCUGGCUGCCCAGUCUUUGGGAGAGCCUGCCACUCAGAUGACACUGAACACUUUCCAUUAUGCUGGUGUAUCAGCUAAAAAUGUAACCCUGGGUGUACCCAGGUUGAAAGAGAUUAUCAACAUUUCAAAGAAACCCAAAACACCUUCGCUCACUGUCUAUCUGACAGGACAGUCAGCAAGAGAUGCAGAGAAAGCUAAAGAUGUUUUACAUCGCUUGGAACACACAACUCUGCGUAAGGUGACAGCAAAUACAGCAAUCCAUUAUGACCCUGACCCUCAAAAUACGACAAUUGCCGAAGACCAAGACUGGGUGAAUGUUUACUAUGAGAUGCCAGAUUUUGAUGUCUCUCGUAUCUCACCCUGGCUGCUUCGAAUUGAACUUGACAGAAAAAGAAUGACCGAUAAAAAACUGACCAUGGAACAAAUUUCUGAAAAAAUUACCGCAGGCUUUGGUGAAGAUUUGAAUUGUAUUUUCAAUGACGACAAUGCAGAGAAAUUGGUUCUACGAAUUCGAAUCAUGAGCUCAGAAGAAGGCAAAAUGCAAGACGAGGAAGAAAUUGUUGACAAAAUGGAGGAUGAUGUCUUACUCAGAUGCAUCGAAGCAAAUAUUCUGACAGACAUGACACUGCAGGGAAUUGAAUCUAUUUCAAAAGUGUACAUGCACUUGCCUACGACUGAUGACAAGAAAAGAAUCCACAUCACUGAGGAUGGUGAAUUCAAAGCUGUAGCUGAAUGGAUUCUUGAGACUGACGGUACUGCCCUGAUGAAAGUUAUCAGUGAAAAAGAUGUCGACAAAGUGCGCUCUACAUCCAAUGAUAUUGUCGAAAUUUUCUCGUCACUUGGAAUUGAAGCUGUCCGAAAAUCAAUUGAAAAGGAAAUGAACCACGUCAUCUCUUUUGAUGGUUCUUAUGUCAACUAUCGACAUUUGGCCUUGUUGUGUGAUGUGAUGACAGCCAAAGGUCACUUGAUGGCCAUCACCCGUCACGGUGUGAACAGACAAGAAACCGGAGCACUUGCUCGAUGCUCCUUUGAAGAAACUGUGGAUAUUUUAAUGGAAGCCGCAUCCCACUCUGAAAUUGAUCCAAUGAAAGGAGUCUCUGAAAACAUCAUGGUUGGUCAGUUGGCUCGCAUUGGAACAGGCAGUUUUGAUUUACUUCUGGAUGCGGAAAAAUGUAAAUAUGGAAUGGAAAUUCCUACCAAUGUUGGACCAGGAAUGCUUGGAACAGGAAUUGGAUCUGGAAUGUUUUAUGGCUCCGGCAGUAGCCCAAUGAAUCAAGUUUCUCCAGAAAUGACCCCUUGGAUUACUGGAGCAACACCUGGCUACCCUGGUUCUUGGUCACCUGCCAUUGGCAGUGGUAUGACACCAGGGGCUGCUGGCUUCUCACCUUCAGCUGCCAGUGAGAGUGGUUACAGCCCUGGCUAUAGCCCUUGUUGGUCUCCACCAAGUGGUUCACCUUCUUCACCAGGCAGCCCUUACAUUCCAAGCCCUAGUGGAGCUAUGUCACCCAGCUAUUCUCCAACUUCACCUGCUUAUGUACCAGCAUCCCCAGCAAUGACACCACACAGUCCAGGCUAUUCACCCUCAAGCCCAUCUUAUUCACCAACAAGCCCUGGUUAUUCUCCUUCUUCACCAAGCUAUAGCCCAACAUCCCCCUCCUAUUCUCCUACAAGCCCUUCUUAUAGUCCAACAUCACCUUCCUAUUCUCCAACAAGUCCUUCAUAUUCUCCAACAAGUCCCUCUUACAGCCCAACCUCUCCCUCUUAUUCACCAACAAGCCCUUCUUACAGCCCUACUUCUCCGUCUUACUCUCCUACCAGUCCCUCUUACAGUCCAACAUCACCUUCAUAUUCGCCUACAAGUCCCUCUUACAGCCCAACUUCACCCUCUUAUUCUCCUACUAGUCCCAGUUACAGUCCUGCCAGUCCAAGUUAUUCCCCAUCAUCACCUAACUACAGUGCCACCAGUCCUAGCUACAGCCCCACCAGCCCCAGUUACAGUCCUACCAGUCCUAGUUACAGCCCCACUAGCCCUAGCUACUCACCGACCAGCCCUAGCUACAGCCCCAGUUCUCCCAGCUACAGCCCCACAAGUCCAAGCUAUUCCCCAAGCAGCCCCAGUUAUUCCCCAAGCAGUCCUAAGUACUCUCCCACAAGCCCUUCAUACUCUCCCACAAGCCCCUCAUAUUCUCCAACAUCUCCCCAGUACUCACCUUCUUCUCCAAAAUAUUCUCCUACAAGCCCUGCCUACUCACCAAGCAGUCCAAAAUACACUCCCACCUCACCUACAUACUCUCCCACCUCACCUAAAUACAGUCCCACAUCUCCAGAGUACAGUCCAACAUCUCCUCAGUACUCUCCAACUAGUCCCACCUAUAGCCCCACCAGUCCAACAUAUAGCCCUACAAGUCCUACUAGCCCCAGGUACACACCAACUAGCCCAACAUAUAGCCCUUCUAGCCCCAAGUAUUCUCCUACCAGCCCCAAGUAUUCUCCUACUAGCCCUAAAUAUUCUCCAACAAGUCCAACGUAUUCUCCAAGUUCUCCAAAGCCAUCUCCUGCCAGCCCAAUGUACAGCCCAACUGAUGAUGACAAAGACACAUGA
Molecule: messenger RNA, 6144 nt
Organism: Acanthosepion pharaonis
Lineage: Eukaryota; Metazoa; Mollusca; Cephalopoda; Sepiida; Sepiidae
Source: the annotation of a GenBank genome assembly